AUGGGUGUUUUCACUUUUGAGAUUGAGACCCCCUCAACUAUCCCGCCGGCAAGACUUUUCAAGGCCUUAGCUCUCGAUGUCGACAAUCUCGUUCCCAAGAUUGCACCCCAAGCGGUCAAGUCCGCCGAGGUUUUGGAGGGAAACGGAGGACCCGGAACCAUCAAGAAGAUUACCUUUGGUGAAGGCAGCCAAUUCAAGUAUGUGAAGCACCAAGUUGGUGAGAUUGAUGCUGAAAACUUCACGUAUAGUUACUCCAUUAUUGAAGGUGAUGCUUUGGGUGAUGUCGUUGAGAAGGUCUCUUAUGAGACCAAGUUGGUGGCGUCCGCAAACGGCGGAUCCAUUGUGAAGAGCAUCAGCAAGUACUACACCAAGGGGGACUAUGAGAUCAAGGAAGAGGAAGUUGAGGAAGGCAAAGAAAAGGCCGCCGGUUUGUUCAAGCUCAUCGAAGGCUACCUCUUGGCCAACCCUAAUGCCUACAACUAA
Molecule: messenger RNA, 483 nt
Organism: Morus notabilis
Lineage: Eukaryota; Viridiplantae; Streptophyta; Magnoliopsida; Rosales; Moraceae
Product: major allergen Pru av 1-like
Exons: 1
Coding region: 1-483 (160 amino acids)
Biological process (GO): defense response; abscisic acid-activated signaling pathway
Cellular component (GO): nucleus; cytoplasm
Molecular function (GO): protein phosphatase inhibitor activity; signaling receptor activity; abscisic acid binding
Source: RefSeq, a predicted model, not a curated record